GUGGGGAAGCUUUUUCCCAUCACAGGCCAUUGCAGACAGUUCACAUGAAGUCCACUGAAAAGUUUAUGACUAUACAUCAUGAGUAUUUUAUGACAAACAAAAAAAAAUCACAUUUAAAACACACAAUGUAUUUAAAAUAUGUUAAAAUGGAGGUUGGAAGGUUGUUUUCCAACCUGCGCGUCUCGAAUAAUUCUAGGCGAAUACACAGCGUCCUCUUGUGGUAAGAGAAUGGCACAUUCGGCACGAAACAAGGCCCUUAAAUUACAUUUUGAUUUAAAACCCACCCUGACUUGUAUUUUUAUUAAUUGUAUAUACCAAUUAUGAUUUUAUUGAGUUUUGUUUUCUUUUUCAAUGAGCCCGAAUAGUUAGUGGUGAAAUAAACACCGUUUCCUGUAGUCGUCGCGUCAGAUUGCGUCAUCACAACUGCGACAGUAAUUCUCCAGCACAGCACAAACUAUGACACGCUGUGCUUUAAAUAUCUUGUUUUCCGUUGUGUUGUGAUUUCAUUUUUACCACAAAGUAAUGGUUAUUGAAUGAAUGCUCCAAUUCUUGUGUUUAUCGGCGUAUAUAUGGGUGGGAAACGAAGUUUAAAGGCACAUCCGUAGCGUGGCCUAAGCCCCAACGAUGCUCCAAGUAUGUGAAGUCAAAUGUCCGGCGGAGUGUCAAAGCCUCCCCGGUGGUUUCUGGUCGGCCGUGGACGUGUGGAUAGAAAAGCCUCACGUGGUCAACAAGCGGAUUUGCGGCGUUCAGGUGACUGACUGUGAAGAAGAAGAAGAAGCAGCGGCGCUGCUGCGUUCACUGCCCCAGUGGGACGUCACGGUUGGGAGUCGCCAUCCCCGCGAUACUCACCGAACAUGUCUGACCUCUCAAGUCAGGACGUUUAUCCCCAAAGUCAACAUCUAUGGGACACGCAAACAAAAGGAGCUUGUUGUCAAAGACUUGGAUGGGCUGCAGGUGACGUUUGUUCCCUUUGAGCAGCCCGAAGCUGGCCAGCCGUCAGUGAAAAAGGACAACGUUUACGCCAUCAAGCUGUGCCCGCUCGACUCUGGCCGAUGGGCGCUGCAGCUGCACGCGCGGACGGCGGAGACGUGGCACUCGGAUGGCGUGGCCUACCCCAAGCUGCCCUGGCUGGCGGGCGACCUGCUGCCGAAGCUGGCGCGGUGGGCGGCCGCGUGCAAGAGCAGCGAGCGGGCCGACACGUUGUCGCUACUGCCCGUGGAGAAGUACAGCCUGGUGUACCAGCGGCUCAAGGACAAGUACAAGGCCAUGGUCAAGGUGUGGCCCGAAGUGACGGAUCCGGAGAAGUUUGUCUACGAAGACGUUGCCAUCGCCACCUAUCUCCUGGUACUUUGGUCCGAGGAGCGAGCGGAACUCGGCGCGGAGGCCCGGCAGUCUUUUGUGGACCUUGGCUGUGGAAACGGACUCCUGGUGCACAUACUCGCCAACGAAGGGCACCCCGGAAAGGGCAUUGACGUCCGUAAAAGGAAGAUCUGGGACACGUACGGCCCCUACACCGUGCUGCAGGAGCAAGCCAUCACUCCCGGCGAGAGCUUCUUGUUCCCGGAGACGGACUGGCUGAUCGGGAACCACUCGGACGAGCUGACGCCGUGGAUCCCCGUCAUGGCGGCCAGGUCAUCCUACUCGUGCCGCUAUUUCGUCCUGCCGUGCUGCUUCUUUGACUUUUUCGCCAAGUACCGGCGGCGGCACAGCCAAAAGUCGCAGUACGAGGAAUACAUCCAGUUCGUCGGCGAAGUCAGUCGAGUCAGCGGCUUCCGCACGCAGGAGGACCGCCUCAGGAUUCCUUCCACCAAACGGGUGUGUCUGAUGGGUAGAACGCGGACCUACGAGGCCUGCGACGAGGCCCGGGCGGAAGCUCGCCGAGCCGCUUACAUCCAGAGCCGCCCCACCGCGUCCGAAAGCGACGGCGCCGGGGACGGCUGGGGGUCUGGCUUCCGGCCUCGAGAGCGCGUGGAGGCGGUGCGAAACUGCACCGGGCUGUCCCGAGACCUGGUGGACCGCGUGGUCCUGCGCGUGGCCGAGGCCCUUCUGGGAAUGGCCGACGAUCGGCGUUCUCCCGGUGAUUGGAACCGAGGAGGGAGCUUGUCGCUUGGCCAGGUGGCUGCGCUGUUGCGUCACGACACCCUCAAGCGGCUCAAAAACGAGUGCGGCGGCCUGCAGACGCUCCUCAAGAACCAGCACCAAGUUUUUCGAGGGGUUUCAAUUUGUCUUUUAGUGGAAGGAGGACAGGUGCGCAUCCGGGACUGGCGAGAGGCAAAGCCGUGCCCUCCUCUUGCCGUGCGGCACGGCAAGAGGAGGGCCCCGGUGUCCCCUGGUGCCCUCAAAACCCGACAGUGCUGGUUUGACCGCCACCACCCGCAAGGCUGCCCCCUACUGGCCGAAAAGUGCACCUUCGCUCACGGACUUGAUGAGCUCCGAGUGUCCUCUGGACCUGCGAGGAAGAAGGCAAACGAGCACCUUUGAGGAUGUUUAACGUCAAACUUUGCAAGCACGAGUAUUUCAGAUUAUUAUUAUUUUUUUUUUUUUGCAACAUUGCCGUUAUGACAAAAAAGUCAGGAAUAAGACAUUUUAUUUUGCAAAGACUCAAUUUACGACAUAAAAGUCAGUUUUAGAAAAAAAAAGUGUUUCGGAUGAUAAAAAUUUGACAAAAGUUUGUUUUUCUAAGAAAAAAAACCAUCCAUACUCCACACCGCUUAUCCUCACGAAAGUCGCGGGAGUACGAAAAAAAGGAUUUUUUUUUUUUUUUUUUUUUUCUCCCUCAAAGGCCGGACCAAGCGGAUGACACAACACGGAAUCGGGCUCAAAGAACUCUCGGGCGAAUCAAUGAGCGGGCAGGACACGACGUGCUGCGCCAUGAAUAAAACACGAAAGGAUUGCUUUCAAAAUGGA
This is a messenger RNA of Syngnathoides biaculeatus (alligator pipefish), 2907 nucleotides long. RefSeq names its product tRNA methyltransferase 44 homolog (gene trmt44). The record is from RefSeq and is a predicted model, not a curated record. Gene Ontology annotation, molecular function: tRNA (uridine) methyltransferase activity. Gene Ontology annotation, biological process: tRNA methylation. NCBI's taxonomy places the organism in Eukaryota, Metazoa, Chordata, Actinopteri, Syngnathiformes, Syngnathidae. The transcript has 11 exons. Bases 625 to 2481 code for a protein of 618 amino acids.